Astrephomene gubernaculifera is the source of this 2355-nucleotide messenger RNA. NCBI's taxonomy places the organism in Eukaryota, Viridiplantae, Chlorophyta, Chlorophyceae, Chlamydomonadales, Astrephomenaceae. The record is from the annotation of a GenBank genome assembly.
GCGCUAACUGUUGUAUAGUGUGUACCUGCUUAGACGGUUUCCGCAUUCGCAGCGUGGCCUUAAACCACAAACUUACAGCACAGGGAUCUUACAGGGUAACCAGGCCAGGAUGAUGAUGGCAGGCGCCAUGGGCGAUUUUGGUGGCAUGAUGCGGAAACGAGGCCGUGAAGAUGAGGGAGAUGGCGUAAAGAAAGUGUUUGUGGCUGGUCUGCCUUUCAACGUGGACUGGCAGGAGUUGAAGCGCUAUUUCAGGACGGCAGGCACAGUUGUGUAUGCCGGUGUUAUGAAGGACAAGGAAAAGGGCACUUCAAAGGGCUGCGGCGUGGUUGAGUUUGAGACUGCUGAGCAGGCGCAGAACGCUAUCCAGCUGUUUAACGGGACUCAGAUGGCGGGCAGGACUAUCUACGUUCGUCUUGACCAGGACAAUGCAAUUGGGGGCAUGGGCGACGGGCCCUCAGCUGCCAAGAAGCUUGCCAGCGGGGGCAUGGGUGCCGGUAUGGGCGGCGGCAUGUACGGAGGCUCUGGCGCGGGAGGCAACGAUAAUUCCCUUUAUGCAGGUUCGUCCCAGGGUGGUAUGAUGGGUGCAACGGGCAUGCCCGGCAUGGGCGCUGGCGGUAUGAGCGGCAUGGCCCAGUUGGCGCAGUUUGCCGGGCUCCAAGGGUCAGCGGCUGCGGCGGGCAACGGCAUGGGAGGCGCGGGUAUGGGCGCUGGCAGCAGCGGCAUGUCUGGCGGCAUGGGCAUGGGCGCUGGCGGCGGCAUGGGAGGAGGCGCGGGCAUGGGUGCCGGUAGCGGCGGCAUGCAGGGCGCGGGCAUGGGCGCUGGCGGUAUGGGUGCUGGCAUGGGCGCGGGUGGUAUGGGUGCUGGCGGCAUGGGAGGCGGUAUGGGUGGUUUGGCGAAUGUUGUGAAGCAGUCGCAGCCGCAGCAACAGCCCCAGGCGCAGCAGCAGCCCUCAGCCGCCCUUCAGAACGCGAACAUGGCCUCGCUGCUCAGCAUGGCGAAUGCGGCGGCUGGUGGAGGCAUGGGAGGCAUGGCGGCCCUCGCCAACAUGAUGGGCCUUGCGGGCAUGGCCGGCAUGGGCGGACUGCCGGGCCUCGGCAUGGGCGGCAUGGCGGGCAUGGGUGGAAUGGGCGGUAUGGGCGGCAUGGAGGGUCCCCAGUGGGGUGGUAUGGGCCCCAUGGGUGGCAUGCCGCCUAUGAUGGGAGGCGGCAUGCCCCCCAUGAUGGGUGGGAUGCCACCAAUGAUGGGCCCAGGCGGACCUGGCCCCGCCGGCCCGCCCGGCCGCCGGCUGUUCGUCAACAACCUGUCCUUUGACACCGAGUGGCGCGCACUCAAGGACCACUUCAAGCAGUGCGGCCCCGUCGCCUACAGCAAGAUCAUUGUUGACAAGGAGACCAACAGGUCCAAGGGCUGCGGUAUUGUGGAGUUUGAGAACCCGCGCGAUGCGAUGAUGGCGAUCCAGAAGCUCGACAACUCGGUCCUGGACGGCCGUACCAUCCACGUGCGUGAGGACCAGCAGGAGGGCAUGGGGCCGGGUAUGGGGCCAGGCAUGGGCCCCAUGGGCGGAAUGCCGCCUAUGAUGGGCGGCAUGGGCGACCGCGGCAUGGGGCCCCGCGGCGGCGACCGGCGGGGUGACCGCGGCGACCGCGAGCAGCGCAGGGCCAACGUUGACCCCGAGAUGCGCAAGACGUGCCAGAUUGUGGUGCACGGCCUGCCGUUCUCGUACGAGGCGCCGCAGCUCCGCGACCUGGUCAAGGUGGCUGGGCCCAUCCUGGAGUGCGACGUCAAGAAGGACCGCAUGACGGGCCGCAGCAAGGGCUGGGGCACGGUGCUUUUCCAGAACGCGGAAGCUGCGAACACGGCGAUCGAGAAGUUCAAUGGACACGACCUCCAUGGGCGCGUGCUGUCGGUGAAGCUGGAUGCGCACGUGCAGUGAGCUACGUGACGUGGAUCGUACGACACAUGGAACAUGGACUGUAUGCGAUAGCUGACGGGAUGAUUUGGAGUGGCAUUUGUGUAUCUUUGUUGACCUAACCAUUGCAAGUCUACAUGGUUGUGUCGGGCAUGCGGCCUGGUGGGAAAGGGGGUGAGCACACCACUUGUAUGCGUACAGCUGCUAGGACUUAACUUACUGUGGUCUGACGGGUUGGCUGGCUGGUGUCUCCGAUAAGGACCAAUUUACGGCAGGAAUUGUGGAGUAUCCAGAGAUUGUACGAUCGUGAGUCCUUGCUAUGCGUAUAUCUGAUGAUGGGCCUUACGUGCAUUGGGAGGAUUACCAGCAACGCAGUGCAUUGCGAGCAUUCGAGCUUUGGCUCCAUGCUGGGCGCAUAUAGCGAGUCCGUGUAAUUGGAUCAGGUG